UUAUAAAUGCCUUUUUUGAAGAUAGCCAUGGGUCUAAUUUAGCAAAAGCAACACCCCCUGAGACUGAUUUGUAGUUCUAAUACGUGUUAAACAGUUUUGUGAAUGACACAAUCCUUUUCCUUUUUUUCAUAUUCAAUUCAAACUUCCUAAAAGCCGAACGCGGGUGCAAGAAUCAAAGAAUAGGAAAUACAAUAAAAGAUUCAGUUUGCUGAAGGGGAGGAGAACUAGCAUAAUUUUCAUACUGCAUACAGAAUAAAAGAUUGUAUUGUCGUAUUUCAAUGCAGUUACUGCAAUGUGCUUAUUCGCGUUUCCAUUAUAGCAAAACUGGUUGAAAAAAAAAGUCGUAAAAGUUUGAAGUUGUUUUAGCUCAAAAGUUUGACGCGCUUAAACAUCAUUUAUUAAAGUUGACAAUAAUAUAAAUAUAUAAAAAUAUUUAACAAUGGGAGGAGUUUUUUCAAAUCCAGUUGAUGAGAUUACCGUUAGGAAAAAUCAAGAAUACAUUUCGGAAAUGAAUAGAAUAAAGAUGGAACGCUGGAUACAAAUGCACUAUCAAAUCAAAGAGCGAGAAUUAGCUUUGAAUAUUGCGCGAAAUCGUGAACUAUUUUAUUGGAUAACCAAUUUUUACAUAGUUAGCCUUGUUGGCUUCAUAUCACGUUAUCGUAAAACAAAACGUUUAGGGGUCUUAACACCAUUAGUACCACUAAGUUUCAUCACAGCCUAUUAUGCAGACUUAGCCUAUGGCAAUAAAAUUCAUAGAAUACGAGCUGAAGCCGACAUGAUUAUGAAACACGAGCAGGAUUUACUGGAAUGGCCGAAUGGGUUACCAACAGUUUCAACAAUUGAUCAGGCUCGCGUUGAAGUUGAAAUGGAAAAGAAAAUGCAUCCACAGAAUCCUUGAACGUAGGAAGCGGAUAGGUUCACGUCCGAUAUAAGCACAACGUAUUUAAAUAUUCUUAUAUAUCUUCUGGUGCGAAAUUAUUUAAAAUCGACGACUUUUUCUUCGAUGUGUAUUCAUUAAUUAUAGUAUAUAUACAUAUGUACAGAAAGUAAAACGGUUACGAUUUGUCUUUAAUAUUUAUACAUAUUCCAUACUUGAUAAGAAAAGGAAGGCGUGGUUUUUAACAUUUUUGUUAAUUUCAGGUAAAUAUAAUUAAAGAAACGUGUUCAAUUAUGA
Messenger RNA from Hermetia illucens (black soldier fly), 1174 nucleotides. Its product is annotated as plasminogen receptor (KT). The transcript is spliced from 3 exons. The record is from RefSeq and is a predicted model, not a curated record. Gene Ontology annotation, cellular component: plasma membrane. Gene Ontology annotation, biological process: positive regulation of plasminogen activation. NCBI's taxonomy places the organism in Eukaryota, Metazoa, Arthropoda, Insecta, Diptera, Stratiomyidae. Bases 440 to 898 code for a protein of 152 amino acids.